Pseudoliparis swirei is the source of this 3220-nucleotide messenger RNA. It is a transcript of the gene hunk, whose product is annotated as hormonally up-regulated Neu-associated kinase. The transcript is spliced from 9 exons. Gene Ontology annotation, molecular function: ATP binding; protein serine/threonine kinase activity. Gene Ontology annotation, cellular component: cytoplasm. The record is from RefSeq and is a predicted model, not a curated record. NCBI's taxonomy places the organism in Eukaryota, Metazoa, Chordata, Actinopteri, Perciformes, Liparidae. Bases 572 to 2632 code for a protein of 686 amino acids. Gene Ontology annotation, biological process: intracellular signal transduction; protein phosphorylation.
CCCCUUGUUCUCACAUGUGCUCCGCCCGCCUCUGCUGAUUGGAUCUAAAGGUACCCCCGGCUACCACGAGCGCGUGUGUGUGUGCACGCGCGCGCGUGCGCGUGUGUUUCUCUCAUAAGAAACGCCCACCCACAUGACCGGUAAAGUCAGUUCAAACUGAAAAACACGCCGCCUGCACUCAGACUAUUCAGGAGACGUCGAUGUGGGGAGCAGGGGAGCAGAGUAGGAGCCGUUACCUCUUGACUGAGAUACACAUUUUGUUUUGUUUAGAGCAACACAAGUAUGAAGACAGAUUGCACCAGUUUACAACUUCCCAUGAUUGAGUCUUGACAUUUUUUUCCCUCCAUCCUGAGCUCUUCCACUCAUCGAGACGCGUCUCGGAAUCGGCCGAGUGCGCUUCACUGGAUGCUUUUGGGGCGGACAGGUGGCGCGAGCUGCGGUUGUCCUAAUUUGUUAUUAAGGGCAAGACGCAGGCGGCACGUUAAGCAUUUAAUACCCGCCUUCAAGGUGGGAGAGGUUGGGGACGAGGCUGCGCAAUUUGUCCUCCCUUCGUUAAAGCAAGGGAGCUGGGAUGCCAGUUGCAGACAGCAACAUGGUCGUAGACAGCAGCCACGGGGGUUAUGAGGGUAAAGCCCCAAACGGUGCCGGGAGUGACAGCAUCCUCCCGGCCUCGUGCAGUCCUGCGGCGGAAAUGCUGAAGAACUUUUACCACACCAAACGGGUCGGGAACUAUCUGAUCGGGAGGAAGCUGGGAGAAGGCUCGUUCGCCAAAGUUAGAGAAGGUCUCCAUGCGCUGACUGGGGAGAAGGUGGCGGUGAAGGUAAUCGACAAGCGGAAGGCCAAGAAAGACUCGUACGUGACCAAGAACCUGCGGAGGGAAGGCAACAUCCAGCAGAUGAUCCGCCACCCCAACAUCACGCAGCUGCUGGACAUCCUGGAGACGGACAACAGCUACUACCUGGUGAUGGAGCUGUGCCCCGGAGGGAACCUCAUGAACCGCAUCUACGACCAGAAACGCCUGGACGAGCGGGAGACUCAGAAGUACAUCCGGCAGUUGGUGCUGGCCGUUGAACACCUGCACAGAGCAGGAGUAGUGCACAGGGAUCUGAAGAUAGAAAACCUCCUGUUGGAUGAGCAGAACAACAUAAAGCUCAUAGAUUUCGGCCUCAGUAACUGCGCCGGUAUCUUGGGAUACUCUGACCCGUUCAGCACCCAGUGUGGAAGUCCAGCCUACGCCGCCCCAGAGCUGCUCGCCAGGAAGAAGUACGGGCCCAAGGUGGACGUCUGGUCCAUCGGUGUGAACAUGUACGCCAUGUUGACCGGGAACCUGCCGUUCACCGUGGAGCCCUUCAGCCUCCGAGCCCUCCACCAGAAGAUGGUGGACAAGGAGAUGAACCCUCUACCUCCCUCACUCUCCUCAGCUGCUAUCUGUCUUCUGAAGAAGCUUCUUGAGCCAGAUCCCAACAAGCGUCCCAACAUCCAUCAGGUGAUGGCUGAUUCCUGGCUACAGCUGGCCAACAGGAACACUGGGGCACCGUACCUCAACAGGAUUCACAUUGAGGAGAUAAACCACACGGUGUUGCUGCACAUGACGGAGAAGAUGGCCUACAAGCACAGCGAGGUGCUGGGCGCCGUCCUCACCAACCGGGCCUGCCACACGCUGGCCGUCUACUUCCUCCUCAACAAGAAGAUGAAGAGACUCUCUAAAGAGUACAGGGAGAUGCAGUUCCAAGAAAAAAAGAAAGGCGAGAAGCAGAAAUGCGAAUUCUACCAGACCCAGUGGCGGAAGCACGUGGACAAGCUCACCAUCCCCCCCAAGCAGACGCCCGUCUACCUGGCUGUUGCCAAGGGGCCCAGCAAGGAGAAGAAACACCGAACAGGUCUGUUGCGGGCCAUAACUGGGGGUCAUCGUAAUUCCCCUCUAGCGCCGCCGGGCACCGUCGCCUCUUCCUCCAUGGAGUACCUGGAGAUCCAACCCGUCUACUCCAACACCCCGAAGCAACGGCGGCGCUUGGCCACGCUGCCGCAAGUCAACACGAGCCCAGAACACAACAUCCCGGCCCCGCCGGCGCCGUCGCCGAUCGGCAUGCACUCCUACGACUCGCUCUCCAAAGCGGAGCAAGUCGAAGACGCCCCCGCCUCCGCCUCCUCGCCCUGGUACAAGCUGACCAACGGGACCCUGUCGCCGCCGCGCCACGUCUCCGCCUUCCAGCCCGACUCUUCGUACCUGAAGAAGGCGACGGUCCCCAGUCCCCCCGUGCUCAUCGUCAACCCGCAGCCCAAGAAGAGCGCGUCGUCGGACUGGGGCGGUUCCUCCGACACCAGCGGCAGCCCUCCCAGCACGAUGGGAAGCCCCCCGGGCGGCUCGGCGUUCAGCCCUCCCAAGUCGGCCUUCAGCCCCCUCAAACCCACCUCGGCGUUCAGCACUCCUUCCAGCAGCAGCGACCCCGACAGCCCGACGCACCGCAGCAAGUUCCCGUCCAUGGGAAUCGGACUGCUGCUCAAGAAGAAGGUCCGGCUGCAGCGGUUCUCUUUCCGGCCGGAGCAGGUCCUCGAGGAAGUGGUGUCCCCGCCGCCUUACCCCAUGCAAACGCAUCUCUGUGCUUCCGGCGCACUCAAGACCCUCUGCUGAGGGACGCGCGAGAAGAAAGGAACAGACGAGACUGAACUCAAGUGCCCACUCGACAUUUUCUUGAAGCUGAAGAGGUCUUCCAGAGCGGCCUUUUGAACUGUUCCUUUAAUGCGACUGAGCCACUUUUCAGCCACUUAACAGACCUGGUCAUAAAAGAAAAAAAGAGUUUACAAUAUUGUAUCUCUAGUCAGCGCUCUCAUUAUGUAAUAAGAGGUGGUGACGCUGAGAGGAUGAGAUUUUAAACGGAUCCCUGAGCAGUCACUAAACCUAGCUGUGGCCUAGAUGCAGAGUGGACAUGGGACAUCAUGUAAGACACACACACACACUGUAUUAUAAACUGAGUUAAGACGUAUUCUCUUAUGUAAUAUUGCUGUAACUGGUUACUAAUUGAGGCGCAGACUGAUUCACACCAGCGAACAGAUCCCAACUCUUACCCCUGACCCUGUUGUACGUGUGUAAAUGUUUCGUCUCUCGUUAAAACGGCCUCUUGAGAGGUUCCCACUGACUUCCAGCCAGCUGGCACUGGAAGAAGAAGCUCACUGCACUAUUCUUUAAUAAAUAAAUAAAAUACAUAAAUAAAAACCUGUA